AUGGCUCCUAGCUAUUUUAUGAAACCGGAGACGGCCCAUGCCAAGGCAUUAGAUUUGAUAAAUGUCGGUAAAAAGGGGAGCGCUCUCGAUGUCCUUUUUGAGAUGCUGCUAUAUCGCCGGGCACGGAGCUGGCAAAAGUCCCUCGAGGCUCCGAUGUUCCUUUUUGUCGAUCUUUGCGUAGAACUGAAACGAAAUCAACAAUUCAAGAGGAUUGCUCACCAUUAUCGAAACAUUUCCAUACAAGAGUGCCCCCAAUCGCUGGAUGACGUUCUUAAGCACUACUUUUCUCUCAUUAAAGAAAAAACGGAGGAGGCUCGAAAGCAGUCUGAAGAUGCUGUACCAGAUGUUGAAGACUUGGAUAUACUCGAGACGCCAGAAAGCCUAAUGUUGAAUGCGGUAAAUACGGAGAACGCUCAAGGGCGGUCGGGUCAUACGAUUCUGAUGCCAUGGUUGAAAUUCUUGUGGGAGGCUUAUCGUAUUUGCCUUGAUUUAGUUCGUAAUAACAUCAAGUAUGAGCAUGUGUAUCAUCGCAUUGCAAGAGAUGCCUUCGAUUUUUGUGUCGAAUAUCGUCGCCAAGCUGAAUUCAGGAAGCUUGGAGAAAUGGUGCGUCUACACACUACCAGAAUCCAAAAUCAGCCGGCUGCUCCGAACGGGAUAAACCUGACUAAUUCGGAAACACAAAUCUGGCACUUUGAGACGCGUCUUCGCCAGCUUGAUUGUGCAAUGGAGCUGGAGAUGUAUAAUGAAGCCUUCAGGGUUGUUGAGGACAUUUGGGGACUGGUGCUGCUAUCUAAAAAAAUCGACCGUCCUGCCCUCAUGGCAGAUUACUACUCGAAGACGGCAGAGCUUUUUCUGCGGUCUGGCUACUACCUCUUUCAUGCUGCAGCUCUUUACAAGCGCCUCGCACUCUAUCGGGAGCAUAAAAAAGCUCCUUCUGUUGAGGAGCUUUCCGCUCUCGGCUCCAAGGCUCUAUGCGCGGCUCUCUCUGUGCCAUUGCCCCACGCCCGUGCUCAAUUCUCAAUUUUCUCUGGCGAGUACAAUCAAGCUAAGCAAAAAGCUCUCGCCAGUCUUUUGGGCCUCUCCACGGUUCCAACGAGAGCUUCUCUGCUUGCUGACUUGUCUACGGGUCGGGUGCAGACUAUUGUCCCCCCAGAACUGGUCACGCUGUACCACGCUCUCGAGGUUGACUUCCAGCCACUGAAGCUGGUGCAACGUGUUCAGCCAGCAUUGGAGCGUAUUGCGGAGGAUUCGACGCUGAACGCCUACCUAGAGCCCCUGCAUGAGGUGGUUGUCUCCAAAACAUUGCUUCAACUUUCACAAGUCUAUCGCUCAUUGCGUUUUGACGAGCUUGUCCGCCUUUGUCCUUUUUACGAUCCCCUCACCUUGGAACGGUGUGUGAUUGAACUCAUCUACAAUCUGGAGCUGCCGAUGCGUGUUGAUCACCGUCGUCAUGCUAUAAUAUUUGAUGUUUACAUUGAUCUAGGCAUCAGUCAGCGGGACUAUUCACAAACCAUGCAGUCGACUCAGACCGGUGGUGAUCAAGUGUCACGCCAACUAACUCUGUUCGCACAGUCUCUGCAUCAAGUCGCAGAGCUUCUUAACGUGAACGAAUCUGAUAGCCAAGCGCGCGACAUCUUCGUCAAGGAGUACAUGAAGACCGCUGAACAACAUCACCAUGAACUCUUAUCACGUCGUGAGCACAUCGAGGAUCGCAAAGAACAGCUUGAACAGAUUCAAGAAGAGCGCGCUAGGAUGAUAGAAGAGGAGGAGGAACGUCUGGACAAGGAGAAGCGGGCGAUACGUGAGCAGGAGGAAGCGACUUUGAAGGUAGAAGCCGAGGAACGCACAAAGCGUCACCUUGAGGAACAGAUGCAGCGGCGCAAGCUGAAAAUUGAUCGUGAGCGAUUGCGAACCUAUAUCAACUCCGCGGCCGCGCAUAACCUCUCUACUGCCGUCAUGCCUGAAAUCACCGAGGCGGAUUUGGAACAAUGCAGCUUAGAGCUACUGGUAGAGAAACUCCACGGUGAUAUGUACAGGCGUCGCACGGAGCUCCUCGAUCGUGCUAAUGCACGAGCUCGCAAGUUGGAUCACUUUGUUCGUGCUUGCAGAUUGCAGGAGAUUCCCCUUUUGAAGGAAGCUGCUGCUGCAGAAGCUAAGGAGCGCUUUGAGAUCUUUCAGAAGGCACAACAGGAGGCCGAGGAGGCCUCGAAACGCGAGCACGAAGAAACGCUCAAGAAUAAUGACCGCCUCAGUAGAAUGCGAGGCGACAUCGCUAACUUGGAGAAGUCGCUCAGGUCAUUGGAGCAGUCAAAGUACAAAGCAAAGCACGCGGAGUGGGAGGCACUUCGGACGCGAGUGCGAGAGGAGAGACUGGCGGAACGAAGGGCCGCCGAAGAGGCCGCCCGGAAGCUGGAACAGGAGCGGCUCGAGGCUGAGGCAAGGGCACAGGCCGAAGCGAAGCGGCUUGAGGCUGAACGUGAGGCUGCUGAGCGUCGUCGUCAAGAGGAGAUCGCAGCGGCUUUAGCCGAGAAACGACGGGAGGAGGAGAGGCUGGAACGGGAAAAACAGAAUCAGCAGCAGCAACAACAGCAACAACCAGCAGUACAGGAAUCAACUUGGCGAAGAAAAACUGUUGUCCUGAAGGACGCCGAGCCGUCCGCACGCGCACCUGCACCCACUGCUGGUGCAUGGCGUUCUGCGCGAAAACCGCAACCGGUGCCAACCGCGGCGUCCUUCGAGCAGUCCCGUCCACGUUUUUCCCAGGCUCCACCAUCCAAUAAUUAUGGGCGCUAUCAGGAUCCCAGAGGCUUCCGCCCGCGCACUGAAAUGGACAACAAUCAAGCACCCAAGGAUCUAUGGACUCGUAGAACCGUGGUCCUUCCCACUGAGUCGUGUCGUGAGUUGUUUGUUGGAGCCCAGCAGUGGGCCGCUUAG
Molecule: messenger RNA, 2934 nt
Organism: Echinococcus granulosus
Lineage: Eukaryota; Metazoa; Platyhelminthes; Cestoda; Cyclophyllidea; Taeniidae
Product: Eukaryotic translation initiation factor 3 subunit A
Exons: 14
Coding region: 1-2934 (977 amino acids)
Biological process (GO): translation reinitiation; formation of cytoplasmic translation initiation complex
Cellular component (GO): eukaryotic translation initiation factor 3 complex, eIF3e; eukaryotic translation initiation factor 3 complex, eIF3m; multi-eIF complex
Molecular function (GO): mRNA binding; translation initiation factor activity
Source: RefSeq, a predicted model, not a curated record